Messenger RNA from Diospyros lotus (date-plum), 855 nucleotides. RefSeq names its product protein SPA, chloroplastic. Bases 157 to 630 code for a protein of 157 amino acids. The transcript is spliced from 5 exons. The record is from RefSeq and is a predicted model, not a curated record. NCBI's taxonomy places the organism in Eukaryota, Viridiplantae, Streptophyta, Magnoliopsida, Ericales, Ebenaceae.
CGCAGCAGUUGGAUCAACUGUCCUGAAUCGGUGAUUCGUCUCUCUCGCAAAGUCUCAGAGUAAAAGAGACCUCUGUUGAAUCCUAUCAAAGAAACGAAGGCCAGCGAUAGAGAUUAGCACAUAUUAUAUACGAAGCAGGAGGAGGAGGAGAAGGAAAUGUCAACAGCGCCAUCACUAGUUGCUCGGCUUCACUCCCCAUUCCUCUGUUGCCCUCUCAAGCUCUCUUCUUCUUCCUCUCCCAAGUCCCGCUUCAACCACCGCCCUUCCCCACUGUCUUAUCCAUCUAUCAAAGCAAUUGAUCUUGAUCAAAACACCGUGGUGGCAGUGUCAGUGGGGCUUGUGAGCGUUGCUGUGGGGAUUGGGAUUCCGGUUUUCUAUGAAACCCAGAUUGACAAUGCCGCAAAGCGAGAGAACACUCAGGCGUGCUUCCCUUGCAGCGGUUCAGGCGCUCAAAGGUGCAGAUUCUGCUUGGGGUCAGGAUCUGUGACCGUAGAGCUUGGUGGGGGCGAGAAAGAAGUGUCAGCAUGCAUCAACUGUGACGGUGCUGGCUCUUUGACAUGCACCACAUGUCAGGGCACCGGCAUCCAACCCCGCUACCUCGAUCGCAGAGAAUUCAAGGACGACGACUGAGUUGACAAAGAUGACUGUAAUGAUGGUUCCUGGACUGCACGCAGUUGAUAGCUUGUUCAAGGGGCACAUCUUUUUUUUCUCUCCCCUUUUCUUUGUUUAAUUCUAAUUUUUCUUUCUUUUCUCAUUGCACAUCUUGUAAUGCAUCGAGUUGUUUAACAUGGGCUUCUUCUGAUGUAAAAUCUGAUAUCAAGUAAAUACAGUGGGCCUUCUCCCUUGUAGCUGCAA